CGGGAAGGGGCGAAAUGCGCGUCAUCUGUACAAAAAAAUCAGUAAUAUGACGAACACGUGAGAAAAUGAGACACUUUGGGAAUUACCAACCACAUGUGGAUCUCAGGAAGUUACUUACCAAGUACAUGUCGAUCAGAGGAUAGUCUGAAACAAAAGCAACACCAUGUCUAGCACCAGUGCUCCACUAGUUGCCGCGAUAGGCUGUGGUCGGAGCCAUGUUGCUAUGGUGGGCGAGGACGGCUUCGUUUACAUUAAGGAUCAAUCCCCUAGUCCAUCCUUCGGUGCCUUUCAAAGGAAACUUCUAUUUCUCCACGUAGAUUUGGAUAUAUAUCUUAUGACGAAGCACUAUGGGAACACUUCGACGGCGCUGCGUCUAGUUCCGCACUUGGUGCAGAAAGGAGCUAUUCGGAUUAGAGCCUCCUGAUUGGAGAGGUUAUAUUCCUUCGAUGAAAUGGGCUUUUCUAAUUACAGUUGGGGCCACGUGGAGAAGCUAGGCAGACCUAGUGGCGGCAUGGAAGCAGCAUUCGACUGCCAACCAGGACUCGUCUCGAUACGAGACUCUAGUGGAAAACUUCAUUAUGAGUGUUGAGGAGAAGUAGUACCUUCAUAGGAGUACUAGUAUAUGUCAGACAAUUACUUGCUUCACUCUUCAACAAUUUAAAUAUGUGCUUGCUUCUCUUCGAUCUGUUUAUGAACUCACUUCUGCUCGAGUUUGACUCAUACCUUGAAGACCUUGAGACAGUCCUUCCCAGGUCGUUUAUGAGAGAGUUUCUUCAGAGCAUCUUCUAACCUGCGCCAUGCGUCCAAGUUGCUUGUGGCACAGAUCACUCGUUAGCCUUAACUGAUACGGGCGACAUCUACUCUUGGGGCUUCGGCAAGGCAGGACAAUUUAUGGCAAAAGCUUUAUUUCACUAUCGUCCCAUGGCCAUGCUGUGGAGUCCCUCUAUGCUGAGAGAAUGGGGAGGUCCCUCCUCCUUUGAUUUCUUAAAGGGGAAAGAACUCGAGUGGGUGAGGCGUGUACUUCUAUGUUGACUGGGAAGCGAGGUGUCUCUCCUAAAAGUAGUCCCUCCACUAUAUUGAGUUACCAAAUUACCAUUAUCAGAGGAUACAACCUUAACCACUACAUUUAUAAAUAUAGGAUGUUGCGUAAUCUCACUACAUUUCGUGAAAUUCUAGGGUCUACAUGCUUAUAAGUAGGAUAAUGUGCUAUAUUAAUUUGUAGGAUUGAUUGAUCAUGUAGCGCUAAACACUUAGGUCACCCGCUUGCAGCAUUCGAGCGUGCGAGUCUGGUUAUGAAGGUUCCAGAACGCAUCCCCCUAGACGAACCAGUCCACCAUAUCGCAGCCACAGAGAGGAGUAGUUCCUGUCGAACUGCGAGUGGGAAAAUCUUCAUCUGGGGAGAGGUACAGGACCUGGAUCUCCCUCCGAUGCUAUAGACUUCCCUCCAAUGCUGUAGGACCCGGAUCUCCCUCUGAUUUGGAUCUUCCAAUCUGUAAAAAGAAGGAAUGACGCAUGUAAAUUCUCACUCCAGCAAACAAGAUAUCCUUUCGAUAUAAUACCUCUCGAUAUUACACGACAACUCUUCACAUUGAUUCCGUUGAUUUCCCCAAACCAAUGCUAGAUAGCCGCUGUGCUCUAUGGUAGCCGCAACGCCUUCGUCCCUGUCGAAAUCUCGCUGGAUGUCGACCUCACAAAGAAGGGUCUUGCACUAGAUUGCUUGGCUUUGAACUCGAGCACAGGUAUCAGCGGCACCCUACGAGAUUAAGGCAACUACCAUGAUAAGCAUAGCUGGCGCAAGUACCAGUGAGAGGAGCAUGUGACUAGAUUAUAGGCUCUAUGCUCGGUAGGUCCAUUCGUUCCUUACUGUUUAUUGCUACUUACAGGGACGACGGCAUCCCUGGCCUCAUUUUCAAGGAGAAAACGGGUCCAGGGAUGGUCUCAAGGAUGCACAUCGGUAGCGCUAACGAGAGGAAGACGUCGUCGAAGAAAUGGCCUCACGCGGUGUCACGUUAAAACUUAGGGCUCGCGAGUUGAAUCUUGGACUUGGAUCGAUAUGUUUUUAGGUGGAAGCCAACAGACGAAGCCCAACUAACAGUCUUCUUCUAUGAUUUGUUGUCUUUUUUGAGUUUAUUUAUAACCAGAAGUACUAGAAGAAUACUCGGUUAAUGACACUUGCGUCUUCGUAGGCGUUCCAAGAAUCUGAAACUCGUUUCCUCGUCUCCUCUAAAAUGCGAAGACAAACCGCCCUUAGCAACCGAAUCCGACUAGGAAAAAAAGGUAUUAUGGCGAAAAAGUUUGGGGAAGCAACGGGAAGCUCUAUAGAUAUCAGUACUGGCGUGGAAGGGGCUUCGUCUAGUUCUGUCUCUGUGGCGAAUGAUAACGUGGUCAUCCGUGAUAUGAUCACAGAAGUGCGGAAACAGAUUGACAAAGCACGAAAGGUCAUUUCGCAGACACAAUCGGAGACGGUUAAAGUCAAUUAUGGCUCUGUCCAGAUUGUUUAUAAGAGAAAUGUUGAGCUUGUCGACGUCGACGUCGACCUUGAAGGUGAAAUCUUCUUUUUCUUUCAUAAAUCCAUCCUAGCUUACUGACUUUUUAGUCCAUCCUUCCAAUUUAUUUCUGUUGUUGAACUUGAAGGACGAACUACAUCGAUUUGUGGGAUAUGAAAGAAAGAUAGGAAUGGAACAGAGCGCCUAGGCCUAAUGGAUUUGACCCGUCUAGUUGUACCAGUGAAACGGCAAGCCAAUGCCAAAGUAAUAGAUAACCCCACCACUGCUAGUACCUACGGUAAUAUUAAUGCCACAGACUUCUACUAGUGCAACGAGCAACUUCCGAUCUCCAGUUGAGAUCAGACCAGUUCUUGUACCACAGCCUUCUAAAGGGCCCUCGUAGUACAACGAGUGAUAUCUGCUUCUAUUUUUCAUUCUUUGGUCUUCCUCGGUCAACAUCAUCAUCAUCCUCAUCAUUCUAAUCUCCAGUCGAGAUCGCGCAGAUUGGAAGGGAAUUGACGUUGAGUGAGCAGAAGAUGGCAAUGCUGCUAGAGCACGGCGACCAGUUGGAAGUCCAAGCUCAAAAUAUCCAGGUCGGUGGUGACAGUUCAAAAGCAGAAAUUACGACGACGGUGCCUAUCAGGCCGGUGGAUAGAAGUUAAUAAGGUUUGAUGAUGAUGACGGGGGAUACAUACUUGCAUCUAGUGAGACAGUACCAAUACUACGCAUAAUAAUUCGCUGUUCCUUGUUACAUGGUUCCUCAUAAGUACAUAGUUACUCAUCGUCCAGGGCGGGCGGCUCUAAAGCAGGAGAAAGAGAAAUAGCAGGUAGGCAAGUUUCGACGCAGAUGCGCGACUUGCAGAAUUUCCAAGAUACAAACAGGCGGACCCGGAUUGGGCACUUGACGCGACAAUCAGAAUUAGAAUCACGGUUAGUUAAGGUCUCGGCUAGUCCAUCUCCGGAAGCAUCGCGAGGCUGUCCUCCCAUAAGGGGAUAUAAGUAGGUCCGGGAUGAGUCUCGCGAUGGAUUAGGGUGAGCGCUAAUUUAGUCAGUGACGAAGCGACUCUCGCGCAAAGUAGGGGAUUGCUGCGUUAUGAGUCUCCUCUAUACGUGGUCAUAGUUUCCUUUUUUGUUCAUUUUCCUCAAUUUGCUCUAGAUUAUGAUGAUCAAAGACACUGCGGGAGUACUACUAGUACUUCUUACCCCAAGUAGUUUUCCUUUCCCAAUCAUGAGUAGAGUACUAGAGAGACAUAGUUUAGUGCCAACGCAUAUCACUUUCCUAGUUAGGGCUCUAGAAGCACAAGAUAACGAAGAAAUACUAGGACCACUCUGGAUCCGUCAACUCUGGACGAACGGUGACUUCUUCUGGCAUCCCCUGACGCAUCAUAGUGGCCUUUGACUCUGGAAUGGUGCGAGAGACACCUUACAAAGUGGAUUAACGAGGAAGGAUUAGCUUGUUAUUUUUCAUUUUGUCCUCGAAGGUUCUUUUUUGGAGGCCCACGCCUAAUUACCUAGGGUCGUUGUAGCAAAACUCUCUAAUCAAGCGACCUGAUGAACCGAGAGCAACUGUUGGUCGGCCUAGCUUCAGGUGGUGGCGGACUUGAGGAAGCUGGGGAAGAGGCCCGCGCCCUGCGGAAAGGCGUCAACGUGGCGGGGAGCAGCAUGGUUGAUGUCCACGAGUCACAUGCUUUUGCCCUAGCCUUACAAAAGACAGAAGCAACGACAGCGGGCUUUAUGAAACAAAACAGGAAGAACGAAGCAUUUUGGUCUUCCUCUAGAAGCAAUGGUAAUGGCGUUCCUUGUCAGGAACGCGAGAAUUAUAGAUUUAAACGAUGAAUAGUCUUAGUCGAGAAUAGCGCAACAAUUAAAUAAUUAUAGAUGUUGAACGGGUUUCAGACGAAACAACAAAGGAAAUAGGUCGUCGUCUAGUUUUUUAGGACAACACUAAUUGCUAGUGUGUUGGCUCAUCAUCUUCUUGGUUAAGAAGACUGGUGUGUCAUCUUACUUUGGUGUGUCAUCUUACAUUGCGAUACAGAAAAAUAAGCGGCACCAUCGUAAAGAUUGAGAUAUCUUAGACUACGAACUUCUAAUCCAUCCUCUGGUGCAGCACCAGCUUCUCAGAAAGAUACUGGAUUAAAGUCAUUUACUGGAUUGAUGGAGGUUCUACAGACGUCUCAGCGCAGCUUGGCAGACACAGGAUCGGCUUUGAAAUUAUGUCAUGAUCGAACGACAAGGCCAACAUGUAUAUAAACUUAAGGAGUUGAUGUAGAUGUUGAAGCUGUUUUGAGAAGAACUUGUGCUCGAUUUUGUCCGGUGGCUGUUCUUUGAUAGAUAAGAACAACCUGAUUUCCGAUUUACCACACACUCUGUUGUAGAGCGUGUCCGAUUCAUCACUCUAGUAUAGGACAGCAUUACUAUGUAUUUACAAGAUGAAGAUGAAGAUGAUGCAGGUCACACUGUGGACGGCGAAUCAUUUCCUAUCCUAUCCUAUCCGUAUUCGUUGCAGUUCUUGCACAAGUAGAGCCAAUGGCCCCAACAUCUCAUCCUUCUAACUUUGGACAUCUCCGCGGCUUGUCCUGGCCAGAACGGAGCCGCAUUGGAGCACGUUUUAGAGUUGCAUAUCAAGAUCCAGAAACUAACCAACGCGUUGAUUUAAGGCUCGAUGCAACAAUUCGCUUCAUCCAGUGGUCAACAUGUUCCUCGUUUUCGUCCUUAGGAUUCCGAAGAAAUGAAGGGCUCUAAUUAAUCCGACGCAAGCUAGAAGCUUUAGAUGAUGCCGCCUCACCGGAUUCCCUCGCUGCGUACUUCAAAGAGCCAGGGCGAUUGAGUCAAGCGGUUUUGGGUGGAUGAGCCAAGCGGUUUUGGGUGGAUGAUGAGGGAGGCUUUGGGUAAUGAGUCAAGCGGCUUUGGGUAAUGAUGAGGGACAAUGGGGCUUCGAUUUAGGAUGGAUGUCUAUUAAGACUAAAUAGGUCCUCUAUUCAUUUUCAUUUAAUGAAUUGAUGACUCGAAUCUACUCGGCAACCUGCCUAAGAUUUCCCUGACAAAUUUUCCCCGCUGUUUAAUUUAAUGAAUUACUUAUCGCUGUUUAAAUUAUAAUAUAAGAAGAUGGAGAGCACCGAAGAACAAAGUUGUUACGAUGUGCAGAGUCUAAAGCUUAUUGAAUAAUGGAGUAAAUCAUGACGUUUUGCCAAUGGCAGUAGGUUUCGGGGAAGGAAGUGUGGGAGAGGAUGAUGAUGAUGAUGAUAGAUAAUAACAACAUUUCGAUUCCCAUGAUACAGAUGCAUAGGAGGGUGCUGAGACUGUCAAGGAGACAGAAACGCUUCACUCAUAACUUUCGUUUGUCGACAAGCAAAAGCAAAACCUUUUCAGAUCUGGCUUUUACGUCAGAGCACAAAAAACCUUUUC
Messenger RNA from Amoebophrya sp. A25, 5891 nucleotides. The record is from the annotation of a GenBank genome assembly. NCBI's taxonomy places the organism in Eukaryota, Dinophyceae, Syndiniales, Amoebophryaceae.